Messenger RNA from Galeopterus variegatus (Sunda flying lemur), 1206 nucleotides. RefSeq names its product NK2 homeobox 2 (gene NKX2-2). Gene Ontology annotation, molecular function: DNA-binding transcription factor activity, RNA polymerase II-specific; RNA polymerase II cis-regulatory region sequence-specific DNA binding. Gene Ontology annotation, cellular component: nucleus. NCBI's taxonomy places the organism in Eukaryota, Metazoa, Chordata, Mammalia, Dermoptera, Cynocephalidae. The transcript has 2 exons. The record is from RefSeq and is a predicted model, not a curated record. The coding region runs from base 79 to 900 and encodes 273 amino acids. Gene Ontology annotation, biological process: cell differentiation; regulation of transcription by RNA polymerase II.
CCCGCCGGGGCUGAGGCGCGCCACGAAUUCAUCAACUGAAUCUACAACUUUGAGGCAUACAUAGCGGGGUCCCAAACCAUGUCGCUGACCAACACAAAGACAGGGUUUUCGGUCAAGGACAUCUUGGACCUGCCGGACACCAACGACGAAGAGGGCUCGGUGGCCGACGGGCCCGAGGAGGAAAACGAGGCACCCGAGCCCGCCAAGAGGGCCGGGCCGCUGGGGCAGGGCGCCCUGGACGCGGUGCAGAGCCUGCCCCUGAAGAACCCCUUCUACGACAGCAGCGACAACCCGUACACGCGGUGGCUGGCCAGCACCGAGGGCCUCCAGUACUCCCUGCACGGGCUGGCGGCCGGCGCGCCCCCCCAGGACUCAAGCUCCAAGUCCCCAGAACCCUCGGCCGACGAGUCACCGGACAAUGACAAGGAGACCCCGGGUGGCGGGGGGGACGCAGGCAAGAAGCGGAAGCGCCGGGUGCUCUUCUCCAAGGCGCAGACCUACGAGCUGGAGCGGCGCUUCCGGCAGCAGCGGUACCUGUCGGCUCCCGAGCGCGAGCACCUGGCUAGCCUGAUCCGCCUCACGCCCACGCAGGUCAAGAUCUGGUUCCAGAACCACCGCUACAAGAUGAAGCGCGCCCGGGCCGAGAAAGGUAUGGAGGUGACGCCCUUGCCCUCGCCGCGCCGGGUGGCCGUGCCCGUCUUGGUCAGGGAUGGCAAACCGUGCCACGCGCUCAAAGCCCAGGACCUGGCAGCCGCCACCUUCCAGGCGGGCAUCCCCUUUUCGGCCUACAGCGCACAGUCGCUGCAGCACAUGCAGUACAACGCCCAGUACAGCUCUGCCAGCACCCCUCAGUACCCGACAGCACACCCCCUGGUCCAGGCCCAGCAGUGGACUUGGUGAGCGCCGCCCCUCUGAGACUCCGGGCCCCGGGCCCAGGCCCCACCCCGGCGGCGGCGGCGGCGAGGAGGAGGCCUCGGUCCUUAGGGUGGUUAUUAUUAUUAUUAUUAUUGUCGUUAUUACGAAUCCGAGGUGACUUGGCUCUGUUGGGGAGGCUCUGGGAGGUGGCCUGCGGCUCCUUGGAGUGGCAGCUUCCAUCCACCCAGCUCUGCCCCCACCCCUCUCCUUUUGAACCUUUGGAGAGGGCUGAACUAUACGCCUGUUUACAGAAUGUUUGCGCAGCUUCGCUUCUUGGCCUCUCCCUGGGGG